AUGGAUGUUCUUCAGGAUCCCGAAUUCGAACAGCCUGAGACACUCGUCAAACAGGACGAUCCAGCGAAUGAGAUAACAGAAGGCCCCGUCUCAAGAAUUCUUACACGCGAUAUUCAGGACAACACUUACCAUCUCGUGUUAUCACUGCCCGUGGAAUUGCUCGUUGAGGUAUUUAUCUGGGUGAUAGAGACGCAUAACGGCUACCGAUUUCCACUGCCGGCACAACUCACCCUCGGACGGGUGUGCCGACUAUGGAGGAAUGUCAUUUGGAGAACACCUCGCCUAUGGACGCUCAUAUCUAUUGCCGCUUCGCACACGAGGUGUUCAGCUCAAGCCAAGCUGCUCAAGGGGUGGAUUGGAAGGGCACAAGGCAUGCCCCUUCGUGUGCAUCUCAAGACUCAUCUCCUUCCCCAAGAACCAUUGGAGCUGUACGACGUAUUUCUGGCCUCCUCCUCCCAGUGGGCGAGUUUCAGCCUUUCGGGAGGACCAUUCAAGCAAUUCUGCGACCGUUUACGAAUGUCCAAACCCAAGUUCGACCUUCUCGCCUCCCUUGUACUCUGCCCCUAUCGCCAGUUUCUGUCGUCCUCCGCUUCUAUUCAAUGGCAUUUUGCGGAUGCACCCCAACUGCGAACGCUUCGUUCCUAUGAAAAUCGUGCUAUCGGAUUGGCACGUUUGCCCCUUCAUCAAAUCCAUGACUUGGAGGCCAAUUUCGACACAGUAGAGUGGUUGAGCCUCCUGGGUCGGUUACGAUCCCUUCGGAAGUGCCGCCUCAUCCUCAACUUGUCUUUUGCUCAACCCCUACCCCACGAAAUUGUGCUCCCAAAGCUCACCGAACUGUGUAUAUGUGUAGAGCAUACCAGUACCUUGGCGCCCUCGUGCAUCGGAUCAAUCCUCAGCACCAUCACCGUACCGCGCCUUCAAAGCCUCCAUGUCUUGCGGUGGUACCAGCGGUUCCCGUUCUCUGAUCUCGUCAACAUGAUUGAACGUUCUGGAAACCCGCUAACCAGGGUCUCCAUAGAUGUGCUCGAGUUAAGAGAAACGGACCUCUUCGACCUCCUGCAAAAUUCGCCAUGUCUUACAGAGCUCAGUGCGCGCCGCGGGCUGUCUCUCUCCGACAGGAUCAUCAACCUCCUUAACCCACAGCUGCCUAAAGCCUCCUCGAUUACACAAUGUCUCCAAGACUUGAAGGUGUUCAAGUAUGAGGGCCGGAUCGAUUUCACACCGCCGUCUGUUAUUUCGAUGCUGAAAGCCAGGCUGCAGUAUUCGCAGCUACCGACCCCUUCCUCGACAAAGCUCAACCUUCUCCAAAUCCGAUACACCAACACUUCGUGGACAGACGAACAUGCGUCGGACGAUGUCGAAGGUCUCUUGCUGGAAGCAGCAUCUCUAAAGCAAUUUGGGACUGAGGUUGUUAUCAAGUCAAGAAAAAACUUCAGUAACAGGAAUCUGUAUUGA
Messenger RNA from Cyclocybe aegerita, 1455 nucleotides. NCBI's taxonomy places the organism in Eukaryota, Fungi, Basidiomycota, Agaricomycetes, Agaricales, Hemipholiotaceae. The record is from the annotation of a GenBank genome assembly.